Molecule: messenger RNA, 902 nt
Organism: Cannabis sativa
Lineage: Eukaryota; Viridiplantae; Streptophyta; Magnoliopsida; Rosales; Cannabaceae
Exons: 4
Coding region: 114-851 (245 amino acids)
Biological process (GO): proteolysis
Molecular function (GO): cysteine-type peptidase activity
Source: RefSeq, a predicted model, not a curated record
GAAAUUUCGGUAGAAUUUAGAUAAAAUUUUAUAUAUAUAUUAUGUUCUGUUUUGUUUAGGGUCCACUCGCUCAACCGCCCUCAAGACGUGAUGCGUCAAAGGGGAAAGCUCCGAUGCUUUCUCCACAAGGCCGUGGUGCACGGGAAGAUGAGUUGUUCACGGAAGAGAAGAUGGCGUUGAUCCCUAAUUCGCUAAAAUGGAUGAUUCAUGAAUUCCUAAGGCUCAAAGAUAAACGUGAUAUAAUCACAAUUUCUGUCCCCCGAGGAUUCAUUGCACCGCGUGCCCAGAUCCUGCUUUCUGGAGAGGAUUUGCAGCAGGUUGCUACGUGUAACUACAUCGGCAACCAGGGAAUGCUGUUUGGAAUGAUGCACAUAUGGGAGAGCAUCAACGGUCUGAGAAAAAUUUUCAAGUUUUACGACCCAGAGCUUCUCACAGUGCAUGGGAUCAACGAUGAAGAACAGAGUCAGUCUUUUGACGAUGCGGCAAGACGAUUGGCUAAUUGGUUAUCAUUAAUGAACAACAACCACCAAAUGUUCUUUAUUCCUUGGAAUAUCGGGAUGCAUUGGACGCUAGUGGUGGUUGCGCCAAGGAAAAUUAUCCAUUUAAACCCUGUAAAAGGCCGCCCAAUUCCCGAAGAAAUAGAACAAAUGAUCGGAAGGGCAUUCAUGUAUAUAGGGGACGCACAUCAGUAUCUUGGCCCGUGGCAAGGAAUUUCACAAGCAAACUGUCCAAGACAACCUAAAAGCCAAGAAUGCGGUUUUUAUGUUUUGAAAUAUAUCACUGACAUCGUCGCACGUGCCAACCCCAACCGUUACAUACAAGAUCAAAAAGCUGUAAGUUUUAAUUAUUGAUCAUAGUAUAUAAAUUUUAUAAUAACAAAUAUAUAAUAUACAUAUACAUAA